Calypte anna (Anna's hummingbird) is the source of this 7132-nucleotide messenger RNA. It is a transcript of the gene GNAO1, whose product is annotated as G protein subunit alpha o1. The transcript has 8 exons. Gene Ontology annotation, biological process: G protein-coupled dopamine receptor signaling pathway; adenylate cyclase-modulating G protein-coupled receptor signaling pathway. Bases 445 to 1509 code for a protein of 354 amino acids. NCBI's taxonomy places the organism in Eukaryota, Metazoa, Chordata, Aves, Apodiformes, Trochilidae. The record is from RefSeq and is a predicted model, not a curated record. Gene Ontology annotation, molecular function: G-protein beta/gamma-subunit complex binding; mu-type opioid receptor binding; corticotropin-releasing hormone receptor 1 binding. Gene Ontology annotation, cellular component: heterotrimeric G-protein complex.
GACAGCCGGGAGCACGGGAUAGGGAAGCGCCCUUCCCACCCCCUCCCCGCCGCCAACCCUCUUCCUCCUCCUUCUCCUCCUCCUCCUCCCCCGCCUCCCGGCCGGGAAGAGCUCGCCGUGCCCGUAGCAGCCCCGCUGGAUGCACUGAGCGCUCUGGCGCGGGUAGAGGGGCAGGAGGGAGCCGGGAGCCCCGCCGCCGCGGAGCCGCUGCGCUGCCCGGAGGCUCGCGGCCAUCUGCUUUAAUUCUUUGAUCCGUGUGCCCCCCCCCGCCCGCCGGUGGCUGGCUUUGCCCCUGCCUCCUCCACUCUGCCCGCGGGAGCCAGCCGAGGCGGCGGCGGCGGCGGCGGUGGGGGCUGAGGGUUGUUGUUUUUUUUUUUUUUUUUGCUCCCCCCCCCCCUUUUUUUUUUUCAAUUUUUUUUUUAAAUUGAAUUUUUCUUCGCCGCCAUGGGAUGUACCCUGAGCGCCGAGGAAAGAGCCGCCCUAGAGCGGAGCAAGGCCAUCGAGAAGAACCUGAAGGAGGACGGGAUCAGCGCCGCCAAAGACGUGAAACUCCUCCUGCUCGGAGCCGGAGAGUCGGGGAAAAGCACCAUCGUGAAGCAAAUGAAGAUCAUCCAUGAGGAUGGCUUCUCUGGAGAAGAUGUGAAGCAGUACAAGCCAGUGGUCUACAGUAACACCAUCCAGUCACUGGCAGCGAUUGUGCGGGCCAUGGACACCUUGGGCAUCGAGUACGGGGACAAGGAACGGCGGGCUGAUGCCAAGAUGGUCUGUGAUGUUGUAAGUCGGAUGGAGGACACAGAGCCCUUCUCUCCAGAGCUGCUGUCAGCUAUGAUGAGGCUCUGGGCAGACUCUGGGAUCCAGGAAUGCUUCAAUCGAUCCCGGGAAUAUCAACUCAAUGACUCGGCCCAAUACUACCUAGACAGCUUAGAUCGAAUUGGAGCUGCAGACUACCAGCCCACGGAGCAGGAUAUCCUCCGAACCAGAGUCAAAACAACUGGCAUUGUAGAAACCCACUUCACAUUCAAAAACCUCCACUUCAGGCUCUUUGAUGUCGGGGGCCAGCGGUCAGAACGUAAGAAGUGGAUCCACUGCUUUGAGGAUGUCACAGCCAUCAUUUUCUGUGUUGCCCUGAGUGGUUACGACCAGGUGCUCCAUGAAGAUGAAACCACGAACCGCAUGCACGAAUCACUGAAGCUUUUUGACAGCAUCUGCAACAACAAAUGGUUCACAGAUACCUCUAUCAUCCUCUUUCUAAACAAGAAGGACAUAUUUGAGGAGAAAAUUAAGAAAUCUCCACUGAGUAUCUGCUUUCCUGAGUACACAGGCCCCAGCUCUUUCACGGAGGCCGUGGCUUACAUCCAGGCUCAGUAUGAAAGCAAGAACAAGUCCACCAACAAGGAGAUCUACACCCACAUCACCUGUGCCACCGACACCAACAACAUCCAGUUCGUCUUCGACGCCGUCACGGACGUCAUCAUCGCCAACAACCUGCGGGGCUGCGGACUCUACUGAAGCCCCCUCCUCCCCUCCUGCCCGCCAGGAGCAUCCUCCGGUCCCACGGACAGGUCCCCUCUCUUCUUUUUCAUCCUCACAAGGCGGUGAGGAAGAAACACCUCCAUCCCUCCUCCUCCCCCCCCUAAAAAACCCGGCAGCAAGUUCUGCUAUCCGCCCGUCCCCAACCCCCCAACUCUCUUUGGGUUUUAUUUCGGUUGUUUUUAGGGGGGUUGUCCCCUUGCUGCCUCGUUCCCCUCCUCCAGUCCAGCUCACAGUGCUGCAGGGGGAGUUGAGGCUUUUCCCACCAAGUGCAUUUCAGCUGCCAAAAGACAAAAAUACUUCAGUUUAUUUAAAAAAAAAAAAAGGGAAAACUGAAAGCCUUACAGUACCGGUUAGCAAAGGCAUAGUGUGAAACCCAAGCCUUUUUUUUUUUUUUUUUUUUUGACUUGAAAUUAAGGGAUAUUUUUAAUUCUCUUUUUGUUAAAAAUCAAUAUUUCUUUGGGAAGUGCUAGGGACAGCAAGAUCAUGUUGAGGGUAGCUGCUGGCUCCAGUUCCUACCCCAAAGCUGGAGGGGUUGGUGUUAAACACCACGGCCUGAAUUUGUAUAUUCCCUUUUUUUUUCCAGACAGCUUUUGAAACAUGUACAACAGCCAUACUGAGUUCUGCUGGUGCCCAAGAUGGACACAGUAACAAACCCUACUAAGCCUUGUCUAAAAGCAUUGGUUAUCAGUAGCAGCUUUUACCUCAAGUGCUUUGAAUAUUAAUGUUCAAAUUUAUCCAGUGGUUUCAGGCUUAGGCACUGGGCUGAAGGCUGUGGAGCUGCUGGCCUGAGUGGAGUGUGGCUUGCACCCUGGCACUGAAGGUGCCCUGGGGAUGCUGUCCCCACAGGGACCCUGCACAAAGCAUCCUGUCAAGGACAGGGACUCUGCCACCUUUCCCAAAACACCUCCCAGCCCAAGGGAUCUCAGCACCACUGAUGCUCCUGUGAACACUCAGUGCCUCUGGGGUGCCCCAGAAACCUUUAGUCUUGGCUUCUUGAAGGCAAAGUUUGACCUUCAAGUACCUGAAAUGCAGAGAGGUGCUUUGGGACACCUCACCAUGCUCAGGUGACACCACAGAAGACAGGAGCCUCCUGGCUCUUUGGCAAACCCCAGGCAUCUAAACACCCUGGAGGAGACAAACCUUGUACUCUGUGCCUUCCUGGCUGAGUAAAAGCAGGUAGCUCAUCAUCUCCUGCCUGGGCAUCCAGGUUUGGCAUCUCUGGUUGGAGCACCUCUUGACCACCAUCUAAUGUAUUGUACUGGUUUGUACUGGCACAUGGUGGCAAGGGAAGGCUCAGGGAGCUGAUUUGAGCCAAGUGAUGGAGUGGGAAGGAAAAGUGCAAGGAAGAGAGGGACAGAAGGAAGGAAGAGCAGGGGGAGAAGUGUGGGAAGGGCAGGGGCAGCACCCAGCACAGCAGAAUGUGGGAGUCCAGGGGCGGGGAUAAAACAUGCCUGGGGUGGGGUACAUGUGGCCAUCCACCUGCUGUCACCCAGAACUCUGGGUUCAAAAAGGCCAGUGUGAGAAGUGGGGUGUCAUGGACAUGGAGGGACCCUUAGAAGUCCACCCCAAAAGCUUGUUUGGUGUCCAGGUGAGACAGCCAGCUCUGAGAUACCAGUUGGAUCCUACCUGUGCCUGGAGGCAGGUGGAAAAUUUUGAUCCCUGCCUCUUCUCCAUCAUCCUGGAAAGCAUCUUCCCAGGCUGUCCUCUCUUGGGAGCCCAAGCUAGAGGUGUCUUUCAGGUCUCAGGAGGACAGAGUUUUCUCCAGUGGCAUGCCUGAGGGGGACAACACCUCUUUCCUGCUGUGCCCAUCUAGGAGAGAUGAUGGGAGGGCAGCCCAAAGGCCAAGAGAGCAUUGGUGUGUGGGAGACAGGGAUAGGAACCUGGAUGGUGGCAUUGGAACAGAGAGGACCACAAGGAGAGAUUUUGGGGGUUAUUUGAGAGAGAAGUUGCAGAAGAGAGAUGAGGAUGAGGCAGGUCAUGGCAGCAGGAAUAUGGGAAGAGAAGGGCCAGAGGACAGUCCCUACCAGAGGUUGUGCUCUGAUGGGACAGUGUUCACAGGACAAAACCCCAGCUAGGGGCAUGACUGGGGACACCCUGGGGAGGAGGCCAAGGUGGCUCUCAGCCAUCCAGCCAGCUCACAGUGUGGUUGGCAGCUGUGUCAGUCACCCCCUCAACAGCAUUAAAUGGUAAAACUCUACUUAGUGUAGUGCAGUGAGGAUCCCUUGCUGCUCUGCUGGACACUAACAGCAAUAACACCAGGGCUCUGCUCCCCUGCUCUACCACACAUGAUCAUCCCCUGGCUUUGCCUUCACCAUCUCAGCCUUAAAAUACCUCCAGAGGCAUCAGCUCCAGAGAGAGCUGGCCAGCCAGGAAACCCCCUGGGAUCCAGCUGGGAUCCCCUUCUCUGCUCCUCAUGUCCCAUCCCACCCACAGGUCUCAUUUUCCCAGGUCCCAGCCCCUCUCCCAGCUCCAUUCAGUGCAGGCUUACUCUGCUGCCUGACUGCAAACCACAAGGACUGUGGCUGUCAUUGUAUUUAUUUUAGCUGAAGGUUUCCAGAUUCCAGGGGAAGAUGUUCCAAAGAAAGAAAGGAUGCCCAAGGGGAAGCCCCUGCUGGAAGGGAGCAACUGGUGGCAAUGGGACAGCACUUCUGCUGCAGGAGGGGCAGGGAAUGAGCUGGAGGGGUGCAGAGAGACUUCUGGAGCUUGUCCUGGCAUCCAAGCACUCUGUGGGUGUCAGAAUAAAGUCCAGGAAACUGGAGGUUACAUCUGGUAUGUAAAGGGUGUGUAGCUGUGAGACCCCAGGAGAGUUUGGGUAGCAGCACUAGAGGUUUGGAGAUCUCCUGUUCCCACCCCUUGCUGUGGGUGACAAAUAAGGAACAGAAGCUGUUCCCAGGGCCAAGCUGAGGCUUCAGGACCCCAGCAGUGUAGAGCAUGCCAGAGUAUUUUGAUGAGGACAAUUUAAAUGAGCUUAACCCCAAACUAACCAAACACAGCCAGGUGCUGGGUGCUGUCUGGUUGCCCUCAUGCCAUGCUCCUGGCUUGGUCCAGGUAACCUGUGUCCAGCUGGGAUGUCCAACCCCCCCUGCCCCAGCCCCUCUGCAGCUCCCUGGAGGUCAGUGAUGACCACGGGGUGAUGCUCCUCAGGGAGACAAAGGAGAAUAAGAGGAGGAAAUGUUAACACCCAGAGCCAUUCCCAGUCUGGCAUUCCCUUUGGCACACUGAAUGUCUAAAGCUUCACUUUGGCUGCUGCUGCUGUGCCACAAGUGCCCUGAGGAUUUGCUGGCCAAGGAUGGAAGCAGCAUUUGGAAGACAAAGUGCUUAAACACUAAUGAUGCUUCUGCCUGGUGGACACGGGGAGAUUUUUUGGCUCCAAAACUCCUGCCAAAGCAUUACUCACUGCUGCCUACCUGCAUCCUCCCAGGUCAUCUCUGACACUUGUGCCUUCUGCAGGCAGCCUCUUGCCCUGGGCCUUUUCUCAACACCAGCAAGCACUGCAGCUGCAGGGCCACCCAGCCUUCCUGCAGUGGCCAGGCUUGGUGGGAGGACCAGCAGCAAAGACACAGCAGGAAAGCAGCCUUCAGACACCCCAGAGGCCAGGUUUUUCCUUUAACAAGUAGAGCUGAGACUUGUGUUGGUAGGUAAGGCCAGAGAAGCCUGGCAGAGCAGGGCAGUGAGAUGCUCACAGUGCCCCUGCCCUCCUGCCAAAUGUGGCCAGGUCCAGCCAAGGGUCAGCCACAUCCACUCUCCUGAGAAAACUCCCAACUCAGUCUUAGGAGUUUUGCAGGAGAAUUAGCUUCUUGCUAAUUGCUUCUUAGCCAGCUUUCCUGGGUGGCCAGCCAGCCCAGCCCCCUGGGGAGGGGGGAGCAUCCUCAGAAGGAAGCUGCUCUGCCUCCUCUGUAGAUGUGAUUUUUGUUUUCCAGGCCACUAAAAGUAUUAAUGAGAGCAGCCUACACUGUCAUGGACAUUGCAAUUUAUCUGGUGGGCUUAAUCUGUUGUGGCAGGAGCCCAGUGCUUGCCUGCAAGGGGUCACAGGCUUUGCUCUCAGGCCGGGAAGGCGGUCACCAGAGGGUCAGGAUGGGACACAGAAAAUGUCCUUUUGCCAGAACUUUCCCCCCUGAGCCUGGUGCCUGCUGUGUGAGGCAUGGGGCAGCCCCUGGCUGUGCAGCUGCAGGGGCAGAGCUCACCCCUGGGGCUUGUGCAAAGGAACCAGCCCUGCACCAGCAGCCUCUGUGAUGCCUCCCAGCAUUUCAUGGCCAAAACAUCUCUGGGAGCCAGGGAGAGUUGUUGAGUUCCUAGGAACAAGGCUGACUGUUUGGGAAGUCAAUUAGAGAAACUUAGUCCUAGUGUGUUUGUGUCUUUGUCAUGGGCCAGGUUUUGUCUUCAGGCUUACAACUAAAAACUCCCACAACCAUUUCCCAGGAGACUGAAACCCUCAUCACUGCUCUGAUGUGUCAGGGUCAGUAGAAUUGGUGCUGAUGAGCAUCAUCCAAACCCACCACACACUUUCAUCCCCCCUGCAUGCCCAGGGCAGCAGAGAUGUGGUCUGGGCAGCACAACAGAAUGGACCAUGGCCUUGCCUCUGCCUCCCAAAGGGAAGAGCAGCACCCAGGACUUGGGAGUCCUUUAUCAUUUCUGAGGUGCUGCCAUAACACAAUCGAUACUGACAGAUGGAGUUAUCUGACCUCUAGAAGACAUUUCACUGAGAACAUGGCUAUGGAAAGGGUCUUCUCCCAGGACCACUGAUGUCUGACCCAGCAGCCUGUGAGAUCUUUGUCUGUGCCAGGGAACCCCAGUGAGCACAACACUUAAAUGUUGCUGUGUUAAUGAGAGGAGGAGGACCAAAGCCUCCCAGGGAGAGAAAAAGGGAAGGAGUUGGAUUGGAGAUAGGACAAAACCAUCUCCAUCUCCUGGAAAGGACAGCUUGGUUCCUCACAGGCCCCAGGUUCAGCAGGGGUGGGGAGGAGAAACCCGGGGAGGAGGUGGAGGGCUGGAAGCCAGCCCCACGCUCACUGCCCCUCUCCCACCCAGCAUCUUGGAAAUCACACAUGGAGGCUAAAUCCUGACCAUCCUGUAGUGCAGGCAAGCAGCUCCAUGUCUGAACCCCCUUCUCCAGCAGGGGAGAGGAGAUGGUAGUGGGUCACAACACUAUUUCCACCAUUGCCUGGGGCUCAGCAGCUUCUUCUGUGCUGGAGCAACCCAGUGGUGCUUGGCAAGCAAACAGGUUUUUUUUCCAACACCAGCCAUUGCCCCUUGACGUUGCCCAGUCCCUAAUUUAACCCCCUCAUCCCUCUUCCCUCACCUCCCUUCCUCUCCUUUAGCUUGACAAAGGAAUGGUGCCCAUCACCCUGCCUCUGGGCUCCCCACCACAUCUCUUCCCGCAGGAUCGCCGGAGGCUGCCACAAUUUUCCUUUUGCUGGUUUCCCACUAAAUUGUUUCUCCUGCAUGUUUGAUGGCCCAAACUGUAUUAACUGUAAUUUUGUAUGAAGAGUGACUGUCCGUUGGUUUAAUAGAGCAUUAGUUAUUGUAAUAAUUUAUUGGCUCUGUAAUGUAUUUAUUAGUUACAAAAUGUUAAUAAAGUGCCAGCUCUUUUCUAGUGUAA